AUGUCUUCCAUCGGACCCCAGUUACCACCACAUCUUCAAAAGCGCAAGCGCAUACCAGAAGACGACGGCCUCCUAGCAUCUCCUCCACCCAAAGUCUCGCGACGUGACAACGAUGAUGAAAUACCCCUAGAUGACGACUCCGACGAUGGGUUUGGUCCCGGCGCACCACCUCCCACAAAGUCAUCAAUAGGACCGUCGCUCCCCCCAUCAGAAAACCCAUCAAAUCCACUCAAUCCCACCGUCGCAAAGCCAUCCAUCGGUCCCUCCCGUCCACCAGUAGGACCAACCCUCCCACCAACAAACAACGACGAGAUCCCCCUCGAUGACUCCGAUUCCGACUCCCCAGGCCCAGCCCUCCCACCCUCAUCAAAACCAUCCCCCCCACCCCGCCGAGUCCUCGGCCCCGCUCCUCCCCCAGCACCCCUCUCAACUCGCCCAACCACCAACCCCGAUUCCGACUCGGACUCAGACGACGACUACUGCCCCGCCCUCCCCGACUCCGUCCCCUCCCGCCCAACCCCCCAGGGUUCCUCCCUACCUGCCUACACGGAACCAGAAGCGGCCCCUAAACGCGACUCCUGGAUGAUAGCUCCUCCAACAGAAAGCUCUUACCGCGCCCCAGACCCAACCAAGCUCAAAGCCCGCAAAUUCAACACGGGCCCCCGCGCCGUCACAGAAUCCAAGUCUUCCUCCGGGGUAUCCUCAAUAUGGACCGAGACCCCUGAGGAAAAGCGUCGUCGCCUCGCCAAUGCCGUGCUAGGCAGAGACGACCCAUCCAACACCCCUCAACAACCCAUCGGUCCAUCAGCCGGGCCGUCAAAACGGACGGCGGAGGAUGAAGCCAGAAUCAAGUCUUAUACCGAGCAAACGAGGGGUAAGAGUCUGGUGGAGCAGCACCAGGCUAGGAAGGCUGAAAGAAAGGCAAAGAGUGGGAGUGGGAAGGAAGAGGAGGAAGAGGAUGACCCGAGCAAGAGGGCUUUUAGCUGGGAGAAGGACAUGAAGGUUGGUGGGGUGGUGAGCGGGAAGCAGAAGAGGGAGUUGUUGAACAAGGCGGCGAAUUUUGGGGGGAGGUUUCAGAAGGGAAGUUACCUCUGA
This is a messenger RNA of Podospora pseudocomata, 1095 nucleotides long. RefSeq lists its product as uncharacterized. NCBI's taxonomy places the organism in Eukaryota, Fungi, Ascomycota, Sordariomycetes, Sordariales, Podosporaceae. The record is from RefSeq and is a predicted model, not a curated record. The transcript has a single exon. Bases 1 to 1095 code for a protein of 364 amino acids.